AUGGCAAAAGUUCAGCUCGGUUACUGGAAAAUUCGUGGUUUGGCCCAGCCAAUCAGUAUGAACAAGGAGAUGGUCCUGAAUUCAGCCCUUCCCUACUUGAUUGAUGGCGAUAUAAAAAUCACUCAAAGCAAUGCUAUUCUUCGCCAUAUUGCUAGAAAACAUAAUCUUGAUGGUAAAGAUGAGAAAAGCAAAGUUCUGGUGGAUGUCAUGGAGAAUCAAGCCAUGGAUUUCCGUAAUGGCUUUGUUCGUCUUUGUUAUGGUCCAGAUUUUGAAAAGAACAAGGAAGCCUAUUUGAAGAACGUUGUCAGUAUGCUGGAGUUAUUUGAAAAAUACUUGGCUGAUAAAACUUGGUUUGCUGGUAAUGAGAUCACUUUUGUUGACUUUGUUAUGUAUGAGUUGCUGGAUCAGCAUAAACUUUUUGAUGCAAAGUUGCUGAGUUCUAAACCGAAACUUACAGCUUUCCUUGAUCGCUUUGAAGCCUUGCCCCAAAUCAAGGCUUACAUGGCAACUCCCUGUUUUAUGGCACGACCCGUCAACAACAAAUCUGCAAACUGGAAAUGA
Messenger RNA from Acanthosepion pharaonis, 561 nucleotides. NCBI's taxonomy places the organism in Eukaryota, Metazoa, Mollusca, Cephalopoda, Sepiida, Sepiidae. The record is from the annotation of a GenBank genome assembly.